Molecule: messenger RNA, 1181 nt
Organism: Acaromyces ingoldii
Lineage: Eukaryota; Fungi; Basidiomycota; Exobasidiomycetes; Exobasidiales; Cryptobasidiaceae
Product: alpha/beta-hydrolase
Exons: 3
Coding region: 86-1093 (335 amino acids)
Source: RefSeq, a predicted model, not a curated record
ACUCUCUGCAGCGGCUGCACCGACGGCAGCGCUCAACCCACGCUUACCCACAAAAGAUGCGCCUUUCACCCAGCCUAUUGCUGACAUGGCCGGCGCCAUCACCUGCCCCAACGGUGUACAGGGCAAACCUGGCGGUGUCGUUUUGCUGGUACAUGGAACCACGCUCACGGGCAAAAUCACGUACUCGGAAAGCCCCUUCAUUACUCAAUUGCCGAGCGCUGGACCUGGCUUCGACGUAUGCUGGAUUGAUUUACCCAAUCAGUCCAUGAGCGAUGCCCAAGUGUCUGGAGAAUACGUUGCGUACAACAUCAUUCAACUGUCAAAAAAGAGCGCGACGGGCAAGGUCAAGGUUGUUGGCCACAGUCAGGGCGGUGGUCUCAACAUUCCCCACGCACUCCUCUUCUGGCCCUCCGCACGCAAUGUCGUCGACGACUUCGUCGGGCUGGCGCCUGACUUUCAGGGCAUCAAACUUACCCUCUAUGCCAUAUGCGCAGCCGAGGAUGCCCUCUCUCUGGGGGAGGGUUGUGCGCCGAGCCUCAUUCAGCAAAACGCCGACAGCAACUUCAUCGCAGCGCAGAACCUUCUUCUUACUCAUGCACUCGUCCCAACGACGGUCGUCUACACGGAACUGUUCGAUGAAUUCCUACUAGGAAAUGACCCAUUGGCUGCCGCCAUCCUGCCCGUCGGACCCGAAACAAGCGCGCUCAAUGGGUCAGCUCAAUUUCCGCUACAAUCUCAAGAUGUAUGCGGCCCGUCCCAUGCUGUCGAGCACAUCUUGCUACCCUUCGACCAGGCGGCUUACGCGAUUGCAGAGCAAGCCUUUACCUCCAGCGGUACUGCAGACAUCACCAAGUUCGACAAGUCGAGCUGCCAGCAAAACAAUCUUGGUGCGCCCGUUGCAGAGAUCCAAAACGUGGUAACUGUCGCCUUUGAGCUGGUGACCGCUGACGGGACGAAUUCGAGAUCCGAGCCACCUCUCAAGCAAUGUGAGAAACCAAAGACCUAUUUGAGAGUCGACUCUCUCGCUGACCAAACUACACACCUUUCUCAUCAAGAUGUGUGCGAUGCGGGGGCAGCAACAAACUGCGCCUAGAUGAAUCAUCUACCAUUCCUGCUAGAAAACUCUAUCAUAUCAUAGCUAGUAACUCACUCACCCCUUCCCUUUUUUUACCGCAUCUUAC